Hypoxylon fragiforme is the source of this 1017-nucleotide messenger RNA. RefSeq names its product pfkB family carbohydrate kinase. Gene Ontology annotation, biological process: purine ribonucleoside salvage. The coding region runs from base 1 to 1017 and encodes 338 amino acids. Gene Ontology annotation, molecular function: adenosine kinase activity. The transcript is spliced from 3 exons. Gene Ontology annotation, cellular component: nucleus; cytosol. Lineage: Eukaryota; Fungi; Ascomycota; Sordariomycetes; Xylariales; Hypoxylaceae. The record is from RefSeq and is a predicted model, not a curated record.
AUGGCAUCGAACCAAGAAUACCCUCUCCUAUGUCUAGAGAACCCUCUUCUCGACAUCCAAGCUGUAGGAACUGAGGAACUACUCAAGAAAUAUAACCUCAAGGCCAAUGAUGCCAUCUUGGCCUCGCCUGAGCACAUCCCACUAUACGAUGAUCUGUUGAACAAUUACGAUGCGAUGCUAAUCGCUGGUGGUGCCGCCCAAAAUACGGCCCGAGGUGCUUCUUACAUCUUGCCCGCUAACAGUGUCGUUUACCUGGGUGGUGUUGGUGACGAUAAAUAUGCCGCCAUUCUUCGUGACGCUGUCAAGCAGGUUGGCCUGCGGGUGGAAUACCGCGUUGACCCCAAGGAGCCUACCGGCCGUUGCGGUGUCGUAAUCACCGGCCACAACAGAUCCUUAUGUACCGAUCUUGCUGCCGCCAACCACUACGAUCUUGACCAUCUCAAGAGCCCCGAAAUCUGGAAGCUCGUCAAGAAUGCUCAGUUCUACUAUGUUGGUGGCUACCACUUUACCGUUUGCCCACCAGCCAUUCAGGCCCUCGGCGAGGAAGCUGCUGCUAACAACAAGACUUUUGUUGUCAACAUCUCGGCCCCCUUCAUUCCCGAGUUUUUCAAAGAUCCCCUUGAUGCCUCUUCCAAGUACUGGGACUAUGUCAUUUGCAACGAGACCGAAGCCGCCGCCUACGCCCGCUCCCACAGCCUAACGGCCGCCGAGACCGACGUCCCUGCCAUCGCCAAGGCCCUCGCCAAUCUCCCCAAGGCCAAUGCCAGCAAACCCAGAGUCGCUGUCAUUACGCAAGGCACCCUCCCAACGGUAGUCGCUGUCCAGGGCCAGGACGAGGUCAAGCAGUACCCUGUCCACGUUAUCGACUCCUCCAAGAUCAACGACACGAACGGUGCUGGAGAUGCCUUUGCCGGUGGCUUCGUCGCCGGUCUCGUCCAAGGAAAGUCCCUGGAAGAGAGCGUCGACAUCGGCCAAUGGCUCGCGCGGCUAAGCAUUCAGGAGUUGGGACCUUCGUAA